Eptesicus fuscus (big brown bat) is the source of this 8908-nucleotide messenger RNA. RefSeq names its product serine/arginine repetitive matrix 2 (gene SRRM2). Gene Ontology annotation, molecular function: protein binding; mRNA binding. NCBI's taxonomy places the organism in Eukaryota, Metazoa, Chordata, Mammalia, Chiroptera, Vespertilionidae. The transcript has 15 exons. The record is from RefSeq and is a predicted model, not a curated record. The coding region runs from base 184 to 8346 and encodes 2720 amino acids.
UGCAGCGUGGCCCAGGCGGGGUGCGAGUGGCGCAGUCGGAGCCCGCUGCGGCCCUUGAGGAAGCGAGGAGGCGUCAGUGUCGACUGAGGCGGGUGAACCGGCGAGGCGGCGGCUUCAAGCCCCUAGAGACUCGGGAGCUCGAGCAGCGGAGCGGUGGUGCCCCCCUCCCCCGGGCACGGGGCCAUGUACAACGGGAUCGGGCUGCCGACGCCCCGGGGCAGCGGCACCAACGGCUACGUCCAGCGCAACCUGUCCCUGGUUCGGGGCCGCCGGGGUGAGCGGCCUGACUACAAGGGAGAGGAGGAACUGCGGCGCCUGGAGGCUGCCCUGGUGAAGCGGCCUAAUCCUGACAUCCUGGACCACGAGCGCAAGCGGCGAGUGGAGCUGCGAUGCCUCGAGCUGGAGGAGAUGAUGGAAGAGCAGGGGUACGAGGAACAGCAAAUUCAGGAAAAAGUGGCGACCUUUCGACUCAUGUUGCUGGAGAAGGAUGUGAACCCUGGGGGCAAGGAGGAGACCCCAGGACAGAGACCAGCGGUAACUGAGACUCACCAGUUGGCAGAAUUGAAUGAGAAAAAGAAUGAGCGGCUCCGUGCUGCCUUUGGCAUCAGUGAUUCCUAUGUGGAUGGGAGCUCUUUUGAUCCUCAGCGUCGUGCUCGAGAAGCCAAACAAACAGCACCUGAGCCUCCCAAACCUUACAGCCUUGUCCGGGAGUCCAGUAGCUCUCGCUCACCAACCCCAAAGCAAAAGAAGAAGAAAAAGAAGAAAGAUAGAGGACGGAGGUCAGAGAGCAGCUCUCCUCGACGAGAGAGAAAGAAGAGCUCUAAGAAGAAGAAGCACAGGUCAGAGUCUGAAUCCAAGAAACGGAAGCAUAGGUCUCCCACUCCAAAGAGCAAACGUAAAUCUAAGGACAAGAAGCGGAAGCGAUCUCGAAGUACAACACCAGCCCCCAAGAGCCGCCGGGCCCACCAUUCAACUUCUGCUGACUCUGCCUCCUCUUCUGAUACUUCCCGGAGUCGGUCUCGAAGUGCUGCAACAAAAACCCAUACAACUGCCUUGACAGGGCAGAAUCUUUCCCCUGCUUCAGGGCGUAGAGGGGAGGGAGAUGCACCUUCCAGAGAACCAGGUACCAACAACACAGGGCAUCCGAGCAGCCCAGAACCCUCUACAAAACAGCCUAGUAGCCCUUAUGAAGACAAAGACAAGAAGGAGGAGAAAUCUGCAGUUCGACCUAGCCCCUCUCCGGAAAGGAGCAGCACAGGCCCAGAACCAUCUGCUCCCACUCUGCUCCUCGCUGAGCAACAUGGCAGCUCCCCACAACCCCUUGCAAAAGCCCCCAUAAGUCAGGAGCCAGUGAACCCCCCAUCUGAGGCUUCCCCAACCCGGGGUCGUUUACCACCUAAGUCUCCUGAGAAACCUCCCCAAUCAUCUUCAGAGAGCUCCCCACCAUCCCCUCAACCAACCAAAGUUUCUCGGCAUGCCAGCUCUUCCCCUGAAAGUCCUAAACCCACACCAGCUCCAGGGUCCCACCGAGAGAUUUCUUCUUCUCCCGCAUCAAAAAGUCGCUCACAUGGCAGAGCAAAGCGGGAUAAGUCACAUUCUCCUACUCCUCGUAGGAUGGGGAGGUCCCCUAGCCCUACCACCGCGAAGAGGGGGCGAUCGCGGUCUCGAACCCCUACUAAACGAGGUCAUUCUCGGUCUCGGUCCCGGUCCCCUCAGUGGCAUAGGUCCCGGUCUGUACAGAGGUGGGGGCGAUCUAGAAGUCCCCAGCGACGUGGCCGGUCUAGGUCUCCUCAGCGACCAGGCUGGUCCAGGAGCAGAAAUACCCAGAGAAGAGGCAGAUCUAGAUCAGCAAGGCGAGGAAGGUCACACUCCAGAUCUCCAGCUGCUAGGGGCAGAUCUCGUUCUAGAACACCAGCCAGACGGGGCAGAUCUCGCUCUAGAACACCCACGAGGCGUAGAUCACGAUCCAGAACACCGAACAGGCGUAGAUCUCGGUCUAGAACACCAGCCAGGAGGGGCAGAUCUCGGUCUAGAACACCGGCUAGGCGCAGAUCUAGGACCCGCUCAGUACGACGGAGGUCUCGUAGCAGAUCGCCAGCCAGGAGAAGCGGCAGGUCUCGCUCUAGGACCCCAGCCAGGCGUGGCAGGUCUCGCUCUAGAACCUCAGCCAGGCGAGGAAAAUCUCGGUCUAGGACACCAGCAAGACGAGGGAGAUCUAGGUCUAGGACACCUGCAAGACGAAGAUCCCGUAGUAGAAGUCUAGUUAGACGGGGAAGAUCUCAUUCUAGAACACCACAAAGGAGAGGCAGGUCUGGCUCAUCAUCAGAGCGGAAGAAUAAGUCCAGAACAUCACAGAGAAGGAGCAGGUCCAACUCAAGCCCAGAAAUGAAAAAAUUCCGAGUUUCUUCAAGGCGAAGCAGGUCUCUCUCCUCUCCACGAUCCAAAGCAAAAUCUCGCUUGUCUUUGAGACGAAGCCUUUCUGGGUCCUCUCCUUGUCCUAAACAAAAGUCUCAGACACCACCUAGGCGCAGCCGCUCUGGAUCAUCCCAAUCUAAAGCUAAAUCUCAAACACCACCACUAAGGCGAAGUCGCUCUGGUUCUUCACCUAAUCAGAAAUCUAAAACACCAUCAAAACAAAGUCUUUCUGGUUCAUCUCAACCUAAAGGGAAAUCUGGAACACCACCAAGACAAGGAUCUGUAACAAGUCCUCAGGCAAAUGAACAAUGUGCAACACCACAAAGGCAGAGCUGUUCUGAAACAUCACCUGACCCUGAGGUGAAAUCUAGAACCCCUUUGAGACAGAGCUACUCUGUGUCCUCGCCUCCUGCAGUGAAAUCAAGCACAUCUCCAAGACAGAGCCGGUCUGGGUCAUUAUCUCCACAACCCAAAGUAAAGGCAGUAAAAUCACCAACCCAGAGUCAUUCUGGUUCAUCUUCUCCAAGUCCUGAUAGGGUGACGUCUAAUACACCACCAAGGCAAAACAGAUCAGAGUCUCCUUGCUCCAAGGCAGAAUCUACAUUGUUACAAAGACACAGUCAUUCUAGGUCCUCCUCACCAGAUACCAAAGUGAAACCUGGAACAUCACCAAGACAAAGUCACUCAGGGUCUACUUCGCCAAGCCCCAAAGUACAGCCUCAAAUUUCACCAGGCCACAAUCUUUCUGGAUCAAGGUCACCAGGUUCCCAAGAGAUGUCUAAAGAUUCAUCAGCACAAAGUUCUGGAUCUUUCUCACUCUGUUCAGGACUAAAGUCUAACACACCACCAGGAGAGAGCUAUUUUGGCACCUCUUCUCUGCAACAGGAAGGACAAUCUCUUACUUUACUAGAUUCUAGAUCUGACACUUCGAGUCCAGAAAGGAGACAGAGUCACUAUGACACACUAUCUCUGCAGAGCAAAUCUCAAACACCUCCUAAGGGUGGUCAGUCUAGGUCCUCUUCUCCUGUCACUGAUUCUGCACCCAGAUCUCCAACAACACAAGAUAGAAGCAAAUUGUCAAUGAGUCCUAGGCUGAAAUCUGGAAUGUCUCCUGAACAGAACAGAUCCCAGUCUGACUCUUCCCCAUAUCCUUCAAUGGACUGUAAAUCUCUUCUGGGGCAGAGUAGAUUGGAGCCUUCUCCUGAAUCAAAAAAGCAAACAGACUUACUCCUUCAGGAGGAUAUUACUGCAUCAUCUAUGCUAAGUGACAAAUUGAAUCCUACAGUACAGAAUAGACCUGAGUCCUCACCAGUACUCAAAGAUACACCUAGCACCUCUUCAAAGGAAAGAGGUGGUGUUGGGUCAUCUCCAGAUACAAAAGGCCAAAGUAGUCCAUUAGCUAAGCCAAGCCAAGAUGAGGAAUUAAUGGAGGUAGCUGACAAAUCUGAAGUGUCCUCAAACCAGGUCUUGUCCCAUGUUUCUCCAGAACUUAAAGAAAUGGCUGGAAGUAACUUUGAAUCAUCUUCUGAAAAAGAAGAAAGGACUGCUAUGUCUUUGACUCUUGACCAUAGCCAGUUGCAGGCUUCUUUGGAAGCAGAACUCCCUGCAGUGGCCUCAACUUGGAGUGGGCCACAUUAUUCUCAAGAACGUAAGGAACUGUCUAAUACCCCUCCCAGGGAGAAUAGCUAUGAGUCACCUUUAGAAUUUAGAAACUCGGGCGCUGUUGCAGAAAUAAAUACUGGAUUUUCUGCUGAGGUUAAAGGUUUGAAUGAACCUUUUCCUAGUCAGUUGGAGACAGACCCAUCUCUAGACAUGAAAGAACAAUUGAGGUCCUCCAGACGCAGCAGUUCUGAGUUAUCCCCAGAUGGAGUGGAGAAAGCAGGAAUGUCAUUAAAUCGGACUCUCUCUUCACCAGUACUUGAUGCUAUACCUAGAACACCCUCAAGGGAAAGAAGUAGUUCUGCAUCUUCUCCUGAACUGAAAGAUGAUUUACCCAGAACCCCCUCAAGGAGAAGCAGGUCUGGGUCUUCCCCAGGACUUAGAGAUGGGUCUGGGACUCCUUCAAGGCACAGCUUAUCUGGAUCCUCUCCUGGAAUGAAAGACAUACCCAGAACACCAUCCAGGGGGAGAAGUGAAUGUGAUUCUUCUCCAGAACCAAAAGCUUUGCCUCAGACUCCUAGGCCAAGGAGUCGUUCUCCAUCAUCCCCAGAACUCAAGUGUAUUACCCCCCAGAGAGAAAGAAGUGGGUCAGAAUCAUCAGUUGAACAUAAGACUUUGGGUAGGUCUCCUCUUGGGCAGAGAAGUCGAUCUGGAUCUUCUCAAGAACUUGAUGAGAAACCCAGUGCAUCCACUCAGGAAAGAAGUGAAUCAGACUCUUCUCCAGAUGCUAAAGUUAAAACACGAAUGUCACUUAGACAAAGGAGUCGUUCUGGAUCAUCUCCAGAGGUCGAUAGCAAAUCCCGACCUUCUCCUCAGCUCAGUAGAUCUGGCUCAUCUCCUGAAGUUAAAGAUAAGCCAAGAGCAGCAUCAAGGGCACAGAGUGGUUCUGAUUCCUCUCCUGAACCCAAGGCUUCUGCCCCUCGGGCACUUCCCAGACGAAGCAGAUCAGGUUCAUCAAGCAAAGGUAGAGGUCCUUCUCCUGAAGGAAGCAGCAGUUCUGAGUCUUCUCCAGAACACCCUCCCAAAUCCAGAAUGGCUAGAAGAAGCUCUAGGUCAUCACCACAGCCCAAGACUAAGUCUCGCACUCCACCUCGUCGUCACAGCUCUCGAUCAUCUGAGAGGGCUAGGAAGACUAGACUCUCCCGUAGAAGUCGUUCUGCAUCUUCCUCACCAGAGACACGUUCUAGAACUCCACCACGACGCCGACGAAGUCCUUCAGUGUCUUCCCCAGAGCCAGCUGAAAAGUCAAGAUCCUCACGCCGGCGGCGUUCAGCUUCAUCCCCCCGCAUUAAGACAACUUCAAGGAGAGGUCGUUCUCCUUCACCAAAGCCUCGUGGGCUCCAGAGGUCCCGUUCCCGGUCAAGGAGGGAGAAGACCAGAACAACCCGACGUCGAGAUAGGUCUGGGUCUUCUCAGUCAACCUCUCGAAGAAGACAGCGGAGCCGGUCAAGGUCUCGGGUUACUCGUAGGCGUAGAGGAGGCUCUGGUUACCACUCAAGGUCUCCUGCCCGGCAAGAGAGUUCACGAACCUCUCGACGUCGGAGAGGUCGCUCUCGGACACCCCCAACCAGUCGGAAGCGUUCCCACUCACGCACAUCACCAGCCCCAUGGAAGCGUUCCAGGUCUCGGGCCUCUCCAGCCACUCAUCGACGAUCCAGGUCCAGAACACCCCUGGUCAGCCGACGUAGGUCCAGGUCACGUACUUCACCAGUCAGUCGAAGAAGAUCAAGAUCUAGGACAUCAGUGACUCGAAGAAGAUCUCGCUCAAGAGCAUCCCCAGUGAGUCGAAGGCGAUCCAGGUCCAGAACUCCACCAGUAACUCGCCGGCGUUCAAGAUCCAGAACACCAACUCGCCGGCGUUCCCGUUCUAGAACACCACCAGUGACUCGCAGAAGGUCUAGAUCUAGGACUCCACCAGUAAUGAGGAGGCGAUCUCGAAGCAGAACCUCGCCUAUCACUCGCAGAAGAUCCAGAUCCAGAACAUCCCCAGUCACCCGCAGGAGAUCUCGAUCUCGCACCAGUCCCAUAACUCGAAGGAGAUCCCGCUCUCGAACCUCUCCAGUGACACGCCGCAGAUCUAGGUCUCGAACACCUCCAGCUAUUCGUCGUCGCUCUAGGUCUCGAACCCCACUUUUGCCACGCAAACGCUCUCGAAGUCGUUCAUCGCUUGUCCGCCGCCGUUCUAGAUCUCGUACUCCACGAAUGACUCGGGGCAAACGGUCCUUAACAAGAUCUCCUCCAGCCAUCCGUAGACGAUCUGUAUCUGGAAGUAGUUCCGAUCGUUCACGUUCUGCUACUCCUCCUGCAACAAGGAAUCAUUCUGGUUCUCGGACACCUCCAGUGGCACUCAAUAGCUCCAGAAUGAGUUGCUUCAGUCGUCCUAGCAUGUCACCAACUCCUCUUGACCGCUGUAGAUCACCUGGAAUGCUUGAACCCCUUGGCAGCUCUAGAACACCCAUGUCUGUCCUGCAGCAAGCUGGUGGCUCCAUGAUGGAUGGUCCAGGUCCCCGAAUUCCUGAUCACCCUAGAACAUCUGUGCCAGAAAAUCAUGCUCAGUCUAGAAUUGCACUUGCCCUGACAGCCAUCAGUCUUGGCACUGCUCGGCCUCCUCCAUCCAUGUCUGCUGCAGGCCUUGCUGCAAGAAUGUCCCAGGUUCCUGCUCCAGUGCCUCUCAUGAGUCUCAGAACAGCCCCAGCUGCCAGCCUCGCCAGUAGGAUUCCUGCAGCCUCUGCAGCAGCCAUGAACCUGGCCAGCGCCAGGACACCUGCCAUACCAACAGCAGUGAACCUGGCUGACUCGAGAACACCAGCUGCAGCAGCAGCCAUGAACUUGACCAGCCCCAGAACAGCAGUCACACCAUCUGCUGUGAACCUCGCUGAUCCGCGCACCCCUACAGCCCCAGCUGUGAACCUACCAGGAGCCAGAACCCCAGCGGCAUUGGCAGCUUUGAGUCUCACAGGCUCUGGCACACCCCCAAACACUGCAAACUAUCCAUCCAGCUCUAGAACACCCCAGGCACCAACCCCUGCAAACUUGGUGGGUCCUAGAUCUACACAUGCCACAGCUUCUGUGAAUAUUGCCAGCUCAAGAACCCCGCCAUCCUUGGCCCCUGCAAGCCUCACCAGUGCUAGAAUGGCUCCAGCUUUGUCUGGUGCAAACCUCACCAGCCCUAGGGUGCCCCUCUCUGCCUAUGAGCGCAUUAGUGGCAGAACCUCACCACCGCUCCUUGACCGAGCCAGGUCUAGAACCCCACCGGGAGGCCCAGGCUCCAGAACCCCACCAGCUGCCCCAAGCCAGUCUAGAAUGACCUCUGAACGGGUUCCCUCUCCUGUUUCUAGAAUGGUUCAGGCUCCUCCCUCACAGUCUGUUCUCCCUCCAGCUCAGGAUCGGCCUAGGUCCCCUGGGCCAUCUGCUCUUUCUGACCAAUCCCAAUCUUUGCUUGCCCCGACCACCCCUGUAGCAGGAUCUCAGUCCCUCUCCUCUGGGUCGGCAAAGACCACAUCCUCUGCUGGUGACCACAAUGGCAUGCUCUCUGUCCCUGUCCCUGGGGGUUCCCACCCUGAGGGGGGGGAACCACCUGCCUCUACGGGGGCCCUGCAGCCAGCAAAGGAGCGGCGGAGUUCUUCCUCCUCCUCCUCAUCUAGUUCUUCCUCGUCGUCGUCAUCGUCAUCCUCCUCCUCCUCCUCCUCCUCCUCUGGCUCCAGUUCUAGUGACUCGGAGGGCUCUAGCCUUCCCCUUCAACCCGAAGUAGCACUGAAGAGGGUCCCUAGUCCUCCCCCAGCCCCAAAAGAGAAUGAACGAGAGGGACGACCUCAGGAACCAACCCCAGCCAAGAGGAAGAGGCGCGAUAGCAGCUCCAGUUCCAGCUCUUCCUCCUCUUCCUCUUCCUCUUCCUCCUCUUCCUCUUCCUCCUCUUCUUCCUCCUCCUCGUCCUCCUCCUCUUCCUCUUCCUCUUCUGCAUCCUCUCCUUCCCCUGCUAAGCCUGACCCUCAGGCCUUGCCCAAACCUGCAAGUCCCAAGAAGCCACCCCCUGGUGAGCGGAGGUCCCGCAGUCCCCGGAAGCCAAUAGACUCCCUCCGGGACUCCCGGUCCCUCAGCUAUUCACCUGCCGAGCGCCAACACCCCUCACCACAGGACCAACAGAGGAGCAGCAGCAGUGAGCAUGGUUCCCGAAGAGGUCAGCGUGGGGACAGCCGCUCCCCAGGCCACAAGCGCAGGAGGGAGACACCUAGCCCCCGCCCAGUGCGGCACCGCUCCUCCAGGUCUCCAUGAAUGUUUUUUGGGGGGAAUGGAAUCCCACCGCACCCCAAGUUCUGGAGCCACAGGGAGUGCCCCCUUUCUCCCCAAUAGCUGUGUGUGUGUGUGGGGGGGGGUGCUUGUCCCCUCCGAACCCUGGCAGCAUUUUGAAGGGGUUCCCUUCUUUCUCUAUCCCCCCUUUUUUUUCUUUGUUCCUGUGAAAUGUUUAAUCUCUGUGAGUUUUUCUGGUUCACAUGUUUUGGGGGGUUGGGGGUAUGUGGGAGUAAGAAUGGGAGUGGCUGGAGGAGGAAAUAGAGUUCAGGACUCCUCCAGUCUUGAGUCAGCAAGGGCCUGGGUGGCACUGUCCCCCGCCAUUUACCCCUGAGUGCAGGAGAGGGGGAGGUGAGGAUUUGGGACUUGGGAACUUGUAUGUUAUGGAAAGGGGCAGGAGUGAAAUUAGCUGGCCCUUACUGCCCCCCAGUAAGAUUGUGGCCCCUUCCCCCCAACUUUUCACAUUUCUUAAGGACAUUUUGGUUUUUUAAAAAUCUGUACAGCAAGAGCAACUUUUUCUGUCAAAUAAAAAUGAGAAAUGCAGGAA